Messenger RNA from Actinia tenebrosa (Australian red waratah sea anemone), 8809 nucleotides. RefSeq lists its product as uncharacterized. Gene Ontology annotation, biological process: regulation of dendrite morphogenesis; small GTPase-mediated signal transduction. The record is from RefSeq and is a predicted model, not a curated record. Lineage: Eukaryota; Metazoa; Cnidaria; Anthozoa; Actiniaria; Actiniidae. Gene Ontology annotation, cellular component: guanyl-nucleotide exchange factor complex; neuronal cell body; dendrite. Gene Ontology annotation, molecular function: guanyl-nucleotide exchange factor activity.
GUGAACUACUGAACGUCUACAAACACAGCUUCUGAGACUUUCCGGGCAGUCUCUCUGUUGCUACAAAAGUUAUUUGAAGUGUAAGCAUAACUUAAUGUGGAAUUUUUAUUGGAACAAGUCGAGCACUCGAAGCGUUGGCAUCUCUAAACGUGUGUUUUUAGUUUAGCAGUUACGAUAUGGCUGGCUGCUGACUGGAAGCUUACCGAGCACAAGAAGCCAGCCUUAUCCAGAAAGUUCCAGGAACUUCUUGUUUCUAUGACAACAGACUCGUCUAAGGAAAGAGCAAGUCUUGAUUCCAUUUUACAGAAAUGCGACUCCUUACACACAGACAACGAGAUGACGUCACGGGAACGCUGCCAAGCCUUGUUAUGGGAGUGCCAGGCUACCAAGGAUUUAGACAAGCUAAAUGUCGAUAAGAAAGCAAUCGUGGAAUCAGAAAAGACAAAGGCACAGCACGCCAUUUUGAUGGGAUCUGUUUCUGUUGCUGCUAACGUCAAAGGAUUCCUUAAACAAGCUCAAGCUCCAGCUGAAGGAAAAUUUGUGCAGGAUACAAAACCACGUGACACCAUAAACAAAUCUCUUGAAACGGAACCUCAAAGCAUUGAGCAGGAAAUAGAUCAUAAUAAGGAUAAACAAACCAACCCCAAGGCUCCCUCGCCUGCUGGCAGUAUGUUUUCACAUUAUCACAACCCAGCUGAUCCGAGUAUGGUGUUUACCCCGAUCAGCGGUCACCCGAACCCUAACCAUCAAUCAAGCUUCCCAGGUGGCCAAUCACAGACAUCAACGCCAACCUUUUUCCCGAUUGCUGUUCCUGUUCCAACUGCUGGAACCCCUCCAAUGUGGUAUAUGACUCCUUCGGGAAUGGUUCCAUUUGGCCCCAUGGGGCACCACCCUGGGUACUUUGUACCAGUGAACCAGGGAUCUGCGUCAUCUGUGGUGUCUGACAGUGAAAUUAGUGGAAUAUGCGAGAUGGCACCCAAAGAAAUAAGUCGCGAUUCUCACCCAAGCACACCUAUGUCAGAAACAAGUCAUGAAUCUAGUGCAUCAAAAACAACUCGAAGUAUUACCCCUAGCACCAAAUCCAAGAUACCUCGUCCAAUACGAGACCCUAAUAGGCGUAGCCCAAGACCUCCGAACUCACACAAACCAAGAAAUUCACCCAAAUCCUUUACAACAACAGGGCCAUCCGAACGUUCUCAAGUACGCAAAGGUAUCAAAGAGGAAAUCGAUAUUUCACCUAUUAAAGAAUCAUUCAGAAGUACACAUGAAAAUAGUACCAAGACAAGUUCAUAUCGUUCUCAUACUCCUCCCAUUAGGCUAAGAUCUGGAAGUGUUGAACUGGAACGAGAGGAACUAAGAAGACCCAGACCUCGCUCAUCAACAGGAUCGCUGGUUUCCACUCCCCCAUCUGGAGAAAGGACAUCACGGCCUUCUAGCCCGGUAACCUAUGGCAACAGAAGUGAAAGAUCUCGUCCUUCAAGCCCUAGUUUCUCAGAAGGACGUUCUGGCUCACGCCCGUCCAGUCCGGUGGGCUCUAGGUCAUCCAGUCCUGUAGCAGCACUUAUUUCAAGGUUUGAAGACUUGUCUACCAAACAACAACCCAGUGAACACUCACAGUCCGUUUCAAACCUUUUGUCAAAGUUUGGCUCGUCAUCUUUAUUGCCUGACGAUCUGCUUACAAAAAAGCAAUUCAAGGCCAACGCUCCUCAAACCAAAGAGCGUGAUUAUCAUGGACGAUCUGGACCUUUUAGACCUACCUCUGCUGCAGACCAAUAUUUAAAUGAGUUGCCCACUGACACUGAUGAAGCUCUGUCCAAAUCCUGGCAUGCAAAGCCUACACAAAAGCGAUCGAGUCAAAAUGAUGCACCUUCUCUGAAGAGUGAUGAUUCUCCACCGUCUAGAAAUCUCCGUAACAAAGAAACUAGCUCAAAUCGACAAAGAACCCAAAGUUCUGAUGGUGGUUUAUCAAUGCAAAACCGGAAUCGGUUGGCUUUGUCUCUAGAAAACAUCUAUGGAGUUUCGUAUGAGGAAGAGAAGCGGCAAACUACAGAGCAAUAUUCGAUGGUGAGGAAUCGUGAGAGGUCUUGGGCAUCAAUGGAAAAUGUGCACAAACCAAGUAAUGAAGAACAAAAAGUGGGCUACAGAAUUAGGUCAUCAACAUCAGCAGAAAACCUUAGUAAAGAAGACACAGACAUGGAUCGUGCAUCGAAGGAUCUCGGGGUAGCAUCCGUUAAAUCUCAAGGACUCAGGAAAUUAUUGGAAGAAAAUCUUUAUGCAAAAGAUAGAGGCAUGAGCAAGGAUAAACUUGCAUUGAGUAAGAAAUUAUCCUUAGAGAGAACAGGACAUGGUCUAUUCGAAUUCGGGAAUAAGACAAUUCCAAUCAUGAACGCAGACAAUACCUAUCCUGAAUAUUUAACAGACAAGAAAAGUGUAUCCAAUACUUCAGAACAUAAUCAAGAGUUAAAUAUCGGUACACUAGAAACUACGAAAGAAUCAGUUUUUAAAACCAAUGUUAUGAAACCUGAAAGAGAUUACCAACAAGACUAUCCUAAAGAACUAGUUUCUCCUUCUGGUCGUUCGCGAUUUGAAAUCCCAGUAGCAAUAGCUGUAAUGGACGGCGAAAGAGAAAUUAUGAGUUCUAGUGCAUUUGCCCCAUCUUUAUUCAGUCCUUCGUCUUCUAUUAAAGAUAAAGCGUUCUUUCAGCAUCCCAUAAAGCUGGAAAAAGAAACUGCCCCUCUGAGUCCACCAACACCUCUAUCACCCUCGGUGAAAGACUGUAGACCAACGAGUUAUUUUUCCAGUUUAUCGUUUUCGGAUAUUGCGAUGAAGCCGGAGAAAGAUACAGCACUUGAUCGGAACAGGAAAGAUGAUACAGGGCAUCACCCUAGAGCCACAUCAUACCAAGUGGAUUCUGAUGGGGUUGGUGUUGAGCAUCAUGACAAGCAGAAAAAACCAGACAUUAUUGAAUUGGUUGACAAAAAUUCAAAUAUUGAAAACUUGGACUUUAACAAUACUAGUUCUUCUAGGAAGAACAUUGACAAAGGUGACUCCUCCUCAAGAAACCCCUUAGCUAAUUCUAACGAUUAUUUGGAACGUUUUCAAAAGAGGCUGACGAAAACUAACUCAUUGGAGAAUAUAAGACAAGACACGGAGAGUCAAAUAAGCUUGGAUUAUAAUGAUUCCAAGCCAAAAGCCUUUGAAGACAAUGCCCCUUCCACGAAACCUCAUUUCACAAUAAGAGAAUCUGUUGGGAAAUUGUCGGCUGACUCUUUAGGACAUCCCUUAGAGAAUUUUGGAACCAUUCGUCAAGACAAAGGAACGCUUUCUUCAUUGGAUUCACAAGGUUUUCGUGGUACUAGAAGCUCUCAGACAGAAGCUGAAGGUAAAGGAAUCAACAACGAGAGAAGCCCUAGUGACACUGGUGGAAAAGAAAGAAGCACUUCAAAUGACACCCAACAAAGAUCAAGACCAUCGAGGGUAGAUGAAACUUCAGCAACAUCAACACAACAGCAAAGUACUCAGCCUGGUAGUAGUGCAUCUUCUCAACCUUCGAGCGUAGCCAACACCCAAGGAAAUCCGAAGCCACCUGCAAAUAAGCCAUCCAGCGUCCCUAACACCCCAACAUCUGGCAGCUCGAAAAACUCUAAAUUUUUUAGCUAUACGAGACGACAAAGUUCUCCUCAGGUAACACCCUUGUCAGAAGAAAAGUCAGCGAAGCAAGAUACUUCUAGCUCAUCAAAGUUGCAGGAUCGAAAGCUUACUAAACAAAGUUUCAAACCGAAAAGUCCUGCCCCUUCUACCAAUCCUCGCGCAACUAGUCGUAAUCGUCAUUCAACCGCAGCCGAACAGAGCACUUUUGACUUUUCUGGAAAGGCUUUGCUAGAAAAGGUGGUAGGCAAUGUUACUAUUGACAAGCAGGUAAACUGGAACACGCGACAUGAAAAGGUAGCCAAAACCCAAUCAGUUCCUGUCAAUGUUGAGCACAUGCUGUCAAAGAAAACGCAAGACAAUAAUACACGAACCGAUUCUUCCGACUUGACAUCUUCAAAAUGGGGAAACGUUAGGCAGUUGGUUUUAAGAAGCCCAACGUCACCGACUUCAUCUAAUUCAUCUUCGUCAUCAUCUUCACCAAGGCUUCCUCUAAACAAAUCUAUGUUUUAUUUUCCUCAAAGUGAAAGAGCAGAAAAACAACUCUCACCAACAGAACAGCUGAACAGCUCGGGUCAGAAGGGUUUUGUCAUAACUGACACUAGUAGACAAAGUAAAGUGAAGAGUCCCAAUACAGAAAGAAGCGACAAUUUGGUUUAUCAAAAAGACUCAAGUUCCUUGAACGAAAUAGAAAAGAAGGAAAGGAAAAAGAAAAAUGGGACUGUUGAAAAAACUAACUUUAAAAAUCCUUCUGCAGGAGCCGAUUUGGCAACUGAAUUAAAUGUCGAUGAAACAAAAUCCAUGAAAAGUAAAGAAAAGAGUUCGAUGAUGAACAAGGUAGCUAAACUAACAACCAAAGCAGAUAGUGUUAACAUUGCUUUAGACAAAAAAGAAAUCACUGCACGUGCAGAGAGUCAAUCCUCAAUUAUUACACAACCGAGCAAGUACGAUCAUAACAAUAUGAACUUACAAAAUGAAGACGUGAAAAAUAAAGAACAAGGAAUAGAAAAGAAGUUAGAGAAGAGUAGCCGUAGAAAUUGUCACAACUCAGAAAAUUUGGAAGAAAUUGAGAGAAGUCCCGCAAGCAAAGAAAGUAAUGCCGAAAGCGAUAGUCAGGGGGAGGUUUCGAGCGAGAGGAGAGGUUCAUUCGAUCUUCGACAGAUUUAUAACUCUGCACGAAGAGCAUCCCUCACACCUCGACCUGACACUGCAUCCCCUAGAUUAUCGCCCAGUUCCUCUACCGCUAGUCGACCUAAUUCUGCACUUGAUAAAAGACCACCGUCACCAGGCAGACUAGACUCCAAGGAGCUUUUGGGUCAUUUUGUUAAAAAGAUGCUUAAUUCAGCAAAUGCAGCAAAACCCAAUGGUGGCUCCCCAAGUUCUUCAUUUGCUGACGGAGCCUCUCAGCAAAGUAGAGAGCCAUUGAAAACGGACGUUUUAGGCAAAUAUGCGUUAAGUCCUCGAGADAGGAAGAAAUCUACGGGAAAUAAGCACCUGCAGGACAGAAAGGAAUCUCUUGAGAGAAAAGAAGAAAGCGCUGCUGGAAGAAGAGAGAGAAAAGUGUCUCAUGAAAGAGUACAGCAGCAUUUAGAUCAGGAAAGACAUGACAAGACGAGAGAAAGGAAAGAAUCCUAUGAGAGGAAACAGCAGAAUGAAAACCAAGGACGAAAUGAUGCGGCAAAUGAGGGGAACGGAUCACAUGACAAAGAACAUCAGCUUGACAACCAAGGACGAAUUGAUGUAGUAAGAGAGAGAAAAACAUCUCAUGAACGAAUUAAACAAAAGAAUAAAGAUCGGGAGAAGAUCAACCCCAAGACAGAUAGAACGAUAUGUAACGACAAAGAACACUUGAACGAAAGAGUGGAAGCUGCAGAGAGAAGACUAUCUCAUGAAAAAGAUAAGCAAGAGUCUUUAAAUACUUCUAGAGAAAACGAAGUCCUUAACAAACUAGUCGAUAUGAUACACGAUGAAUUUGCUUUCGAUGGUUACCUUGACGACGGCGUAGAAGAUGUCAAUAUGGGUGAAUAUGUGAUGUCUCUAUCUGGGAUGAGCGAGGACAUGUUCAAAGAGUCUGUCAGAGACCAGUACAGUGACUUGUACUGGGAUGAUGAUUUGCUUCAAGACAUGUACAUCCUGGUCAAUAGGAAACUCACUUCACGAAGACCCACUCUGAGAUUCUCCGAGAGCAUUGCCAGUGAUGUGAGUCGACCAGGUUCAUCACUGUCCAUGGAUUCUAAUCCCGACGCUAGUCACCUGUCCACCAGGUCUGUCUCACGUACCAGCAGUGAAAGGAGCUUUCUUGAGACCAGAGACUACGUGAUGUCAUCACUUGGAGAGCCAACACAGUUCCUACCAUUCAAAAUGAUCUGUCCCGAGAUAACUAGAGAUAUCAUUGAAGAAUUAGGACCAGUGUUUGAAGAUUAUCAAAAGGAAAUGAAAAUCAAGUUAGCGCCCAGUAUAAGUGAGCUAAUGGAGAAACUGGGAGCCAAGAUUCUGGAAAUUGGCCAACAGUUAACUCUAGAGCGUAAGGCAAAAAAGAAAAACAUCUCUUCGUUCAAGAAGAUGGCAGAUAUUGAUAAUAAAAAAGAUGUGAAAGAUCUGGCCGGUAAACUGUUACAAGAAAUCGAAGAAAGCGACAAAAAAAUCAUAUAUUUGAAAUAUAUCCAGAGACGACUUAGGAACAUCUAUGCAGAACGAUUUGGUUUGGAUCAUUCUUUGCUUUAUUCCUUCGUCAGCAGCUAUGGUAUUGAGAACGUGUCUCUAGAGCCCAAGAGACAAAACAACCUCUUGAGUUUCUCUCCGCUUUGGGACCAGCGAGGUAACCAGUCAUCAGAAGCUCACGGUGAAUCGAUACGAGGUCCUGUGCUACAGUACGGCACCACCCAGGGUCUGUUCUCUUAUCUGUUUGCAAGGUACUCCAUGAGCCAAGCCUUUGUACGAUUCUUCCUGUACACCUUCCGUUAUUGCGCAUCACCCGACGAGUUGUUUGAUUUCAUCCGUGACAAGUGCAGAGCAUCUUUGAGAGCUGAGACAGGAUCCGACAAGACUUACAACCAUCAACUUCAGAUUCGUUAUCGUGCACUUGAUCUCCUGGCUGAAUGGGUUGACUGCUGCUUUCAGUUUGACUUUAAGACAAAUCCUGGGCUGCUGGAAAGUCUUUUCGCUUUUCUCGACAAAGAGCUAAUACCAGUGGACAAAACUGAACGUGGUAAAAUGCUGGUGGAGCUGAUAACAGAAAAACAGCGAAAAGACGAAGAAGAACACAUCGAAGAGACGACGGACACCCUUGCUGUGUUACAGACAGACGACAACCAGGGUUUGGUAUCAGAGAAAGAGUCACCUAAAAAGUUUCCAAUUAAACGCAAGAAGUCACCAGUGCAGUGCUUCAAGCGCGGCUCACCUCAAGCCUCCUCUAUCUACAAACCAACAAUAUACCUUAAAGCCAUGUCUGUUAUUGAUCAUUCAUCGAGAACCAUAGCAGAACAACUGACUCUUAUACAACAGGAUGUCUUUGCACACGCACACUCCAUCCACUUCCUCAAUUCCCGUACUCUGGGGAUAGGGGUGGGGAGACUUUCGCCGACCAAGGAAACCACUCAACUUGACAGCAUGCUUGGGUUUAGUGCGGGCAGGCGAAGGAGUAUCUCAUCAGAAACUCUAAACACAGACAACCCAAGUCCAAGGACGUCAGGAGAGAAUAGCCUGUUUGUGUGUCAGGCUAUCACGGAUGGGUGUCUGGAAGGCUUGCUAAUGCAUGCACAAGACGUAUCUAUGUGGGUGGCGGUGGAGUUAUGUAGUGCACCUUCUGUCAAGAACCAAUUAGUGCUUAUCCAGAAGUACAUCAGCGUUGCCAAGUACUGCGCUGAGAUGAGAAAUUUCGCUACCAGUGUCCAAGUAGUGGAUGCUCUUGAAAUGUUUGUGAUUCGACAACUACCGGUCUGGAAACAAGUCCCAAAUAAGGUGAUCCAAACGCUCGAAGAACUCAAGGCAAUCAAGGUUCUCUUGAAGACAGACAGCUCCUGGUUACUGAAGGACAACGCUUACCGCGAAAAGCCCACAAUACCUUGCGCGCUGUUAUUCCUCAUGCAUAUCCAGCAGCUGGAGCUUGGUGGAUUUACGCUGACUAAUGGCAUGUACAAGUGGACGAAAAUGAGGUCCAUAGCACGUUUAGUCGACCAGAUUCGCCUGUUCAAGCAAAUGCGAUACGCCUUUGAAUCGAACGAGGCGCUCAAAGAUCGUCUACGCAUGCGCAUCCAGGAAUGCAGGGAAGAGAACCUCCAUGCUCUUGCUGCCGAGAAUGCUACUAACUUCCAUCUGACCUCGUCUCAAAGCUCAAGGAAAUUCCAGGAGGCAUUUAAGAAAAUGAAAGCCACGUUUGGCAAUGGAUAAAGGACUGUAAGGGAGAAAUGUCGAUACCUGAAGCUCAUUCCUCUCUCCGGAAUCUCGUACCAAAAGCUUGCGUUUCUUCUAGCCUGCGAAGAACGGGGUCUCUGGCAUAAUCCGUUUUUUUGAGACCAGGAUUUCUUGGACUUCCGGUAAAAGAGCGCAUGCGUUCAAAGACUUGCCAAAAAUAAAUAUAAAUUUCCCCGAUUUCUAAUGUUUAUUUUGGUCGAAAGUAAAUACAGAACUCUGUUUUGAUGCAUGAAUUUCAUUGAUUAUAUUUCACUUUCUGGAAAUUUCGCAUGCGCCAAAAAAAUGGAUUAUGCCAGAGCUUUUGUUAUAUGCCGCAGGCCAGACGAAACGCAGGCUCUGGAUACGAGAUUGCUCUCCCCGUAGAUAGAGUAUAGUGAAAAGCCGGGACAUAUGUCAAGGAGUCCAGCUGAUCACUUGUCUGAGGUACUGCCGAAGAAAAUUGUUAAAGAAGAAAAAAGAUUACAACACUCGAAAAUUCCAGAACGCGCAACAGCAUUGACAUGAAACACUGAAAUGGCUUCCCAAUAUUUUUUAUGUGCUUCAUCCAAUCACAAUGCGUAGAUAUUUGAUUACGGUUAGUCUGCGUCAGAAGACUACGUAUUUGCCGUAUCUUUUGCUAUUUAGAAAAAACGUGCUACACAUCCUACUUGCAUACGGAUUUUGUCUUCGCCACUUUCUAUCAUUGCGUAGGGAAAUAACAAGACUGAUAUGAAUCAUAUUAAUAUAUUAUUCACUGUAAAAAAAAAAA